This is a messenger RNA of Styela clava, 894 nucleotides long. The record is from RefSeq and is a predicted model, not a curated record. Lineage: Eukaryota; Metazoa; Chordata; Ascidiacea; Stolidobranchia; Styelidae.
AUGCCUGAAAAGACAAACAAUAUUCUCGAUUUGUCGUUGUUUUAUCUCACUAUAUAUCUUUCUUCAACAGGAGAGAAAUGCUGGACACCAAUGCUGUGUAACAAUAUACCUGUGUGGAAAGUAUUCCGGGAAUGCGGAAUGAAUGAAGAAUUGAGAAACAGAAAAAAAGCUUUGGAAGAGCAAAUUACCCUUCUAGAAGGAAAACUGAAAAUCAUUACAGCAAGGACAACACAAAACAACAUAAUACACACCUCUGCCACAGAUGUAGAAGAAACAACCAAGCCACAAGAAUUCGACAACGUGAAGACUUCAUCAGUUACUGUGAUUCCACAAACUACAUCUGAGCCAGCCGUCCAAACGAUUCCGUCUGGAUUUACUGAACAAGACAUUGUGCGCUAUGGCGGAAGAAUAUUUAUACCAUUAGCAUCUGAAGCGGUUGGUAAAGCAUCAGCGAUCGACAAAUGUCAACAAAUAAACGGAGAUCUGGCGAAUAUAUACAACCAAGAUCAUAUGGAAAAAAUAAUAACAUUCAUCCGUGACAACAAGAUGGACGGGGAGGAAAGGAAAUUUUUUCAUCUCGGCAUGAAAUACGACCCUGCGACUAAGAUUCUUCGUUUUCACAACGGAACUGUGAUAUCACAAAGUGAUUUCAAAUGGUAUGAUGGGUAUCCAGAAAAUAGGCAGGGUAAUGAUUGGACAAACAUGUUUAUCGAUAUCCGAUCUCACUACUUUUUCAAUCACCCAGAUACUGCAGGCUACGUUCUGUGUGAAAUUUAAACAUUUAACCAACUGUUAUAGCAAACUGUCGCAUAAAUAAUAAAAAACUUUUUUCGUGUAAUUAAUGAUAUCAAUAUAGAAAAAAAUAAAACGUGGCCGAGGUAACCAAUGCUAAGA